Bufo bufo (common toad) is the source of this 1660-nucleotide messenger RNA. RefSeq names its product oocyte zinc finger protein XlCOF8.4-like. Gene Ontology annotation, cellular component: nucleus. NCBI's taxonomy places the organism in Eukaryota, Metazoa, Chordata, Amphibia, Anura, Bufonidae. Gene Ontology annotation, biological process: regulation of transcription by RNA polymerase II; central nervous system development. The record is from RefSeq and is a predicted model, not a curated record. Gene Ontology annotation, molecular function: RNA polymerase II cis-regulatory region sequence-specific DNA binding; DNA-binding transcription factor activity, RNA polymerase II-specific. The transcript is spliced from 5 exons. The coding region runs from base 97 to 1362 and encodes 421 amino acids.
AUCAAAGGUCCUUUAUCCACUGUGGUCUGGAACCUCCUGGAGAGUCAGUGCUCCUCCUCUGCCUUUACAUCCACGAGAUAACUGUCCAUUUCUUGAAUGAGGAUGGACAGGGAUAAGAAAACUGAGCGGAUAUUAAACCUGACCCUGGAGAUCAUAUACUUGCUGACUGGAGAGGGCUACACACUAGUGAAGAAAUCUGAUGAGAGUAUGACUUCAGUCUCCAAUCCAAACAUGUCAGGGUAUUGGAGUGAGAGCCAAAGCCACGUCCUAUUGCCUCCACCUCCAUCCCGGAUACACGAGAGAAGCAAAGAGCAGAAAAUCCUAGAGGUCAUCAAUAAGGUCAUUGAGCUGCUGACCGGAGAGGUCCCGGUCAGGUGUCAGGACGUCACUGUCUACCUCUCCAUGGAGGAGUGGGAGUAUUUAGAAGGACACAUGGAUCAGUACAAGGACGUCCUGAUGGAGGACCACCGGCCUCUCACACCACAGGAUGUCAUCCGAAGCCAAGAAUGCAACAAUCUCCUCCCAUCUUCCCCUUGUAAAGAAGAAUGUGAUAUCAUAGAAAUUUGUUAUGAUCCCUUCUCUGCCCCAAAUUCACCUUCAGUGAUCCACAACAGAGACCUUUCUUCUGAUCCCACCACUCUAGAAGAACCUUCAGCUGACCAGUCCCAGUUUCCAUGGUCUGAAGCUGAAAAUGAUUUUACAAAGAAGUCUCAUUUAUCUAUACAGAAGACAAGCCACAAAAACGAGCGAAAAUAUACAUGUUCAGUAUGCGGGAAGUGUUUCACAAAUAAACCAAACUUUGUGGAACAUCAGAGAAUCCACACGGGGGAGCGGCCAUAUUCAUGUCCCGAAUGUGGAAAAUGUUUUACCUGGAGAUCAAAUCUGGGGGAACAUCAGAAGGUCCACACAGGGGUGAAGCCAUAUUCUUGUCUGGAUUGUGGAAAAUGUUUUGCCUCGAAAUCACAUCUCGUGGAACAUCAGAGAAUCCACACUGGGGAGAGGCCGUAUUCGUGUACAGAAUGCGGGAAAAGUUUUGCAAUUCGAUCCAAUCUUGUGGAGCACCAGAAAACUCACAGAGGAGAGAGGCCAUUUUCCUGUUCGCAAUGUGGAAAAUGUUUUGCCCGGAAACCAGAUUUGGUUAGACAUCAGAAAACUCACACCGGGGAGAAGCCAUUUACAUGUUUGGAAUGUGGAAAAUGUUUUUCAAUUAAAUCCAAUCUUAUGGAACAUCAAAAAGUUCACACGGGGGAACGUCCGUAUUCAUGUGAAGAAUGUGGGAGAAGCUUUUCCAAGAAAUCAAACUUAAUUGAACAUCAAAAACUUUACGCCGGCAGAAACCAUUUUAAUACUUUUACUUUAUGAAAAGUUGUACCUUGGGGCCGGAGCAACUACAGAAAUAGAUGCUGUAGAACCUGCCACCUCAAAACCGUAGAGAAUAACACAGACCAAACUGGCAGAUUUUGGGUGGGAUUGGCCAACAGUCCAAUAGAUAGUAUGGUGGCAGCUUGCUAAUUCCCUGAUGGCAGACAUGGAGGGUGAUGAUCAGACGUGGUGGAGUUCAACAUUUCCAGUCCUUUGUCCUCUCGGAAGAUACGUUGCUACCAGAAGUGUCUGGGAGCAGUUAUUAUUCUCUCCAAGUGGACAUUGACAGAGAAAGCUG